Impatiens glandulifera is the source of this 1443-nucleotide messenger RNA. RefSeq names its product ankyrin repeat-containing protein ITN1-like. The transcript is spliced from 3 exons. The coding region runs from base 1 to 1443 and encodes 480 amino acids. The record is from RefSeq and is a predicted model, not a curated record. Gene Ontology annotation, cellular component: plasma membrane. Lineage: Eukaryota; Viridiplantae; Streptophyta; Magnoliopsida; Ericales; Balsaminaceae. Gene Ontology annotation, molecular function: protein phosphatase 1 binding; protein phosphatase regulator activity.
AUGGAUUAUAUAGAACGAUUAGAACCUCCAAGAACAGAUGAGCAAGAACUUUAUAAAGCUGCAACUUCAGAUGACACUGUUUUGUUCCUAGAAAUAUUCAACAAAAAUUGGAACAAAGAUAUACUCUACAUGUGCAAGUUUGGUUAUUUUGGUUAUAGCAUCCUCCAUGUUGCGGCAAGUAAUAAGAGUAUCCAUAUUGUGGACAUAAUUCUCAAGGAAAGUCCAGGUCUUUUAUACGCAUUAGAUUCAAGGAAAUGGUCAGCCCUUCACCUAGCCUUGGUUAAAGGUGACACGAUUAUGUCGGAAGAAUUGCUGUCACGUAACCCCUAUGUGGCUCGGGUCAAGACUUCGCAUGGCGAUUCCAUUCUACACAUGUGCCUAAAGCACGGUCAGCUAGGUUCUUUGAGGCUACUCAUGGAUAAGAUCAAGGAUACCGAAUUUGCGAAUCUAACAGAUGCCGAAGGCAACACCGUUCUACAUCUAGGCGUAAUGAUUAGCAAUUUUGAGGCCGUGGAUUAUUUGUUUAAAAUAAACAAAGUAAAAGUGAACGCCAAGAAUACAAUUGGGAACACGGCACUUGAUAUCGCACUAGAAUGCACCGAAACCAUAAGAGAUGAUAGGAUACAAAAUAUUCUCAAGGAAAACGGAGCAACUAGAAGCAAGCAUAUGAAUCAGGUGAAAUGGCUAAGUGAGAAGAGGAAUGUGCUCAUAGUAUUAGCCUCGAUCAUAGCAACAAUGACGUUUCAAGCUGGGGUGAAUCCGCCUGGUGGAACCUGGCAAGACAGCUCGGAUAUUCUACAUCAAGCUGGAGAAUCUGUGAUGGCUUACUAUUCGGGCGUGUACAUACACUUCCUUUCGUUCAACACUCUUGCAUUGAUGGGUUCGUUGAUCACGAUAUUACUAUUACUUAUGGGUCUUCCUUCGGGAAAGGGUAUCGUAAUGAAGCUUCCGGUGACAAUUAUGUGGCUUACCAUUUUAGUAAUGAUCUUCACUUAUAGUGCAUCUAUUACAAUGACCACACCUAUAGGACUAAGGGUGUCUCUUCUUGUGCAUAUUACUGCAGGAGGUUUAGGUUUGGGGUUUAUAAUUACUGCCUUUAGAUGGAGGCAUCGUGUCCAAGACUUGAAAGAGUUUAUAUGUAGGAAAUUGGAACUUUUUGGAGGUGAGAGCACAAGUGGAUGGCUAAAUUGCAAGAGCAUUUUAUUCAGGGGGUUACCUUUCCAUUUUGCUAGAAAUCCCCACUACAUCAAGUCGUAUACACUUGAUGCCAACAGCAACAUUCCGAGCUAUGUUCCUCCUUGUUAUAAUGCACUACGGACUACGUUAUUAGAAAAGGAGAGGGCACAUAUUGAAAGAUUAUUGGAACCAAUCAAGACGACUUGGAAAGAGAAAGGGGUGACCAUAGUAUCAGAUGGUUGGACUACAGUCAGAGAAGACCGUUGA